This is a messenger RNA of Haemonchus placei, 732 nucleotides long. NCBI's taxonomy places the organism in Eukaryota, Metazoa, Nematoda, Chromadorea, Rhabditida, Trichostrongylidae. The record is from the annotation of a GenBank genome assembly.
AUGACAAUAUCGAAAGAUUUCGAGUACAAAGAUGCCGACGGCGAGACCAUGAAGGGUGUCUUGCACUAUCCGAAAAAUAUUACUGGAAAGUUGCCAGCUGUUCUUGUUUUGCAUGCUUUUGGUGGCUGCGGUGAAUUCGAAAGCGGCAGAGCGGCGGCCCUUGCAAAUCUAGGAUUCGUUGCACUAGCUGCCGAUGUCUAUGGAAAAGGCAAGAAAGGUGGCACGGUGCAGGAAAACUUUGCCCUAAUGAAACCACUAGUUGCCGACAGAAUGGGUGUUCUCAAAAAACGUCUACUAGCAGCAGUUGAAGCCGUGCGCAGCUUACCUGAGGUGGAUCGGGAAAGAAUAGGUGCCAUCGGGUACUGCUUCGGUGGUCUAUGUGCCUUGGAUCUUGCACGUCACAAUGUCGGCUUGAAGGCAGCCGUCUCUUUCCAUGGAACCCUUACACCUAUCCCAGAUGUCGAACUGGUUCCAGUGACCGCAUCCAUUCAGGUACAUCAUGGAGAUGCCGACAUUCACAUACCGGCUACUGCGGUUAAUGACUUUAUGCAAGAAAUGAGAACGAGAAAAGCCGAUUGGUCAUUCACCUCUUACGGAAAUGCUGAACAUGGCUUCACGGAACCACAUAUCGGAGAACUUGGCGCACCUGGCGUUUCGUACAACAAGGAAGCAGACCGACGAUCAUGGGCUGCGACUGUUGCUUUUCUCAAGGAACGACUUGAACACUCAUAG